Molecule: messenger RNA, 505 nt
Organism: Eruca vesicaria subsp. sativa (arugula)
Lineage: Eukaryota; Viridiplantae; Streptophyta; Magnoliopsida; Brassicales; Brassicaceae
Source: the annotation of a GenBank genome assembly
GAUUUUGGUGAGAGCUUUCAUUAAAAGAAAAAGACAUUCCCUCGCCGGAAUAAUCACCGGAGAUAAAGACAAGAAUGGUGUCCCUGAAAUUUCCAUCGGAGAUUCUCGCCGUCUUCGUCAUCAUCUCCGUGAUUCUCUUGCCGAUUGCUCAUGCACAGUCACCUUCGCCAGCUCCAGCACCCACCAGCGAUGGAACAUCGAUAGAUCAGGGGGUAGCGUAUGUUCUAAUGAUGGUGGCUUUGGCGUUGACUUAUUUCAUUCAUUGAACUUGAUGGAUCCUCCAGUUUGUUCUUCCUCCACAAUGGUUUUGUUUCCUAGUGUUUGUGUUCUUCUUCAUUUUGCCUUUCUUUAUGUUCUUGUAUUAACGUGAGAUUCCUAGAAAGUCAAAAGAUAGUUAGGUUUUGGACAUCAUGCUUUGUUCUGUUUUUGUUGGUUGGAUGAUUCGUGUAACUUCUUUAUUCUUGUUUAAUGAAAAAAAACGUAAGUAUAAUAUUUUCAAUCAUGG